Messenger RNA from Acaulospora morrowiae, 878 nucleotides. The record is from the annotation of a GenBank genome assembly. NCBI's taxonomy places the organism in Eukaryota, Fungi, Glomeromycota, Glomeromycetes, Diversisporales, Acaulosporaceae.
AUGACAUUCAACUCUUCUGGUUCUGCAAGAGUUCUUCCUCCAAUCAUGAUUCCUUCGGUCUCUCAAAACAUCACGCCUGUUUUACCGCCUGUUUCACGUCUUACUCCACAAGUACCUCGGACAGUUCUCCCUGCCGACUUUUCUAAUCCUCAUGACGUCAACCUCAUACCAUCGCCAAUGCAUCUCUCACACACAUAUGCCAGCUCAACGCCAACUGUAGCGACUAAAAGUGUUGCUUUGAACAUAUAUCCCGCUCCCUCAUCCUCUGAAACUACGUCUACGCCCCCCUUAUCAAAUGGACACAUUCAUUUUGACACGCCACAAUUUAAGCAACAAUCUUAUUCACAAACAAGAUCUAUUGAUGCUACGCCUCAAAUAACAAUGACCACCCCUCCAAAUACACAUAAUCACCAUGGUAUUUCACAUCAAAUUUAUCAUCAGGCCAAGCAAUUCGAUCCUGCAACCGAGUUGCUGGCUGAAAAAAGGCGACGAAAUGCUGGUGCAUCGGCUCGCUUUCGUGAUCGGCGAAAACAACGUGAAAGGGAGAUGCAAGAAAAAUGCCGAUUUCUGGAACGACGAGUUCAAGAAUUGGAGAGUACCGACAGUGCCAAGCGCAUAGCUGAAUUAGAAAAAAGAUUGAUGGAGGUUACCGAGGAAAAAAAUGCUUCCCAAUAUAAAUUACGAGAACUGGAGAAAGAGAUUUGUCAACUACGUUCCAAAUUGUGCGAACAAUUCGAAUUUCUCACUCCUCCUCCCUCGUCAUCGGGGGAAUAUGACUCCAAGGAUAGCCCUUUUGAUACCUCUUUAAGAACUUCAAGAGAAUCCUCAACAUCUUCGGAACGUCCACGCAAAUCGAUUGAUGUCAAAUCACUUUUAUC